UUCCGCCCCGCAGGAUGGAGCGGAAGUUGGCGGAAUGGCGAGUGCGGCAGAGGCUGGAAAAGCCGCAAAGCGACGAAGGGUUUCGGGGAAGCCGCGGGGCGGUCGGUGCCCUGUGGGAGCGGCUGUGGCCCCGCGGAGAUGAGGCAGAGUCCCGUGAGCGGCCUCGAGACACAGCCGCGAGCAAAGCAAAGAAGGAAAAUGGCCAGGCUUGGUUCCACGAGAGAUCUCUGGCAGACCCUGCUGAAUCUGAUCACACUAUCUUCACAACUGUGACAAUCCUAAAAUUCCUGCUCUGGCUGGUCCUACUCGGUCUCUUCAUUGAGCUGGAGUUUGGCCUGGCAUAUUUUGUACUGUCGAUGUUUUAUUGGAUUUACGUUGGGACCCGAGACCCAUCCAAAAAGAAGCAAGGUGAAGUUAGUGCAUACUCUGUGUUCAACCCUGGCUGUGAGGCUAUUGAAGGGAGUCUGACAGCAGAACAGUUUGAGCGAGAACUUCAAUAUAGACCCCUGGCUGGCAGAUGACUGACCUGUGAAAAACUUUUGUUUUAUUGUAUGAAAUAUCCAUUAGGGUAAUAUGUACCUGAAGUAACCAACAAAGCUCUCAGUGUAAUACUGCACUCUCUUACAGUACGUAGGUCAAUGCUUAGCAGUCGGCAUCAUCUACAUUGCAGACUGUCAACACAUAAAAUGAACUGUGGUGAUAUUUAAAUACAAUAAAAGGCAACAAUUAAA
Molecule: messenger RNA, 731 nt
Organism: Carcharodon carcharias (great white shark)
Lineage: Eukaryota; Metazoa; Chordata; Chondrichthyes; Lamniformes; Lamnidae
Gene: saysd1
Product: SAYSVFN motif domain containing 1
Exons: 2
Coding region: 15-521 (168 amino acids)
Source: RefSeq, a predicted model, not a curated record